CAAUCUCACUCAAUCUCUAUUUGUCUCCUCUUGCGUGUAUUGCUUGUCUUGUUUUGUCCGGUUUUUUGGGUUAAUAUUUAUAUUACAGAGUUAUUAAUUGUGACUAAUGUAUAUAAUAGUGAUCUAACACCUGUUUUAGAAUAAUACAAUGAUGUAAAUGUGUAAAAGAUUGUUUUCUUCUUAUAUUUUUGUUUUAAAAACAUGUUGGGUAAUUCACACUUUGGUGAAAAUACAUAACUUUGAGACUGGUUAUUGUGGACAAUGAUGGCUUCGAUGGCUGCAGGCGGACCUGGGGAUCCGCAUACCCAGAUGAAUACCUACAGGAGCUAUGUGACCAUGCUGGCGGACCCGGGCGCCAAGGAUGAGAUCAAGCUGAAGGCAGCCCAGGAACUCAGCGAAAACUUUGAGGUAAUACUCAGCUCCCCUCAGUAUCCACAAUUCCUAGACCAUUCCCUGAAAAUAUUCCUCAAAAUACUUCAAGAAGGGGAACCACACUUUAUAGCGGAGUAUAAUAUUCAGCAAGUGCGGAAACUGAUCCUUGAGAUGAUCCAUCGUCUCCCCAUCAGUGAAACAUUAAGGCCUUAUGUAAAAAGUAUAUUAAUAUUGAUGUUAAAACUGAUGGAGAUAGAAAAUGAAGAAAACGUCCUGGUCUGCUUGAAGAUAUUUAUGGAAUUACACAAACAGUACAGGCCUACGUAUUCCACCGAAGUGGAUAUUCACAAGUUUCUGCAGUGGGUAAAAGGUAUAUAUUCAGACUUGCCUAAUCAUUUGCCUAAAAUAUUUGAACCAAAACCGACCAUCAGGGUGAAGGAUUUGUCGGAAGUGAAUAUAGAACAACUGCUGCAAGAGACAUACACUACUACACCGAUCCAUACUGAGAAGAAGCUUCUCGACGGCAGUGUUGUUACUUACAACUUAAUCCCAAGAUCAGUGUUAUCACUGAAGGUAAUACAAGAGUUACCAAUUAUAGUAGUUCUUAUGUACCAGUUGUAUAAGCAAAAUGUCCAUCAGGAAGUCAGUAACUUCAUUCCUCUCAUUAUGGAAACUAUCACUUUGCAACCUGCAGCUACUCACAGACAAUCAGCCAGUUUCAACAAGGAAGUUUUUGUGGACUUCAUGGGUGCGCAAAUUAAAACUUUGGCGUUCUUAGCGUAUAUUAUAAGGAUAUAUCAAGAUACGAUAGCCAAUCAUGCCAAUUUGAUGGUAAAAGGCAUUAUUGGUUUAUUGACGUUAUGCCCGCCUGAAGUAGCGCACCUGAGGAAGGAACUGGUGAUAGCUACUCGACAUAUCCUUGCCACAGAUUUAAGGCUGAAAUUUGUACCUUACAUGGAGCGUCUAUUUGAUGAGGAUGUCCUGCUCGGAGGAGGGUGGACAGUCCACGAGUCCCUACGUCCCCUCGCAUACUCCACUUUAGCAGACCUGGUGCAUCAUGUCAGACAACUCCUGCCACUGACGGACCUUGCGAUAGCUGCACAUUUGUUUUCAAAGAAUGUGCAUGAUGAAUCCCUUCCUACUAGUAUCCAAACAAUGUCUUGCAAGUUGUUGCUGAACCUAGUGGACUGUAUUCGUCAGAGGUCCGAGAGUGAGGGUGCGGCCGCGGCCGGCACCCAGCCACAAGGGCGACAGUUGCUCAUGCGCAUAUUGGAAGUAUUCGUACUCAAAUUCAAGACCAUAUCCAAAUUGCAACUGCCUGCUCUUAUGAAUAAGUGUAAACAAACAACACCACCAGUGACCGCAGGUAAUGGAACAGCUCCAGGCACCCCAACUACUCCAAACCCUUCCACCCCCUCAGUAGAACUCAAGGUAGAUGAAGAGAAAUUAGCACCAGACUUCAUAGACAGUAUCUCCAAGAAUGACGAGAAAUCCAAGAUAGGCUUCCCAUCCUCACAAAUGAAUAACCUGAACGUUGGAGAUUAUAGGACUCUGGUCAAAACCCUGGUUUGCGGUGUCAAGACUAUAACGUGGGGAUGUGCUUCGUGCAAGCAGCAAACAACAACGAAUACAGAAGGCACGUCCACGACAACGAUAACUGGCCAGAAACAGUUCAGUGCUCGAGAAACGUUAGUUUUCAUACGCCUUGUGAGAUGGGGCUUACAGUCUCUGGACAUAUACACGCUGGCCGCGCCACGUGCGCCGGCGCAGCCUCCCGCGCAACCACACGUGCGGUCCAAGGAGGAGAAGGAAGUGCUUGAACAUUUCAGUGGGGUGUUUUCGAUGAUGAACCCACAGACCUUCCAAGAAAUAUUUACUGCAACCAUUUCCCACAUGGUAGAAAGAAUCAACAAAAAUACGACAUUACAAAUAAUUGCCAACACAUUCUUAUCCAAUCCUGCAACGUCACCGAUAUUCGCGACCGUACUUGUAGAGUACCUCCUGCAGAGAAUGGAGGAAAUGGGAACCAAUGUUGAAAGAUCAAACCUUUAUCUGAGACUUUUUAAACUAGUGUUUGGUUCCGUGAGCCUCUUUCCGACAGAAAACGAACAAAUGCUAAGGCCACAUCUACACAGCAUAGUCAACAAGGCCAUGGACUAUGCUAUGACUGCCAAGGAACCCUACAAUUACUUCUUGUUACUGAGAGCUUUGUUCCGCUCUAUCGGCGGAGGUAGUCACGAUCUCUUAUACCAAGAGUUCUUACCACUUCUACCGAACUUACUCGAAGGACUUAACCGGCUGCAAAGCGGCCUACACAAGCAACACAUGAAAGAUUUAUUCGUCGAGUUAUGCCUAACUGUGCCUGUUAGAUUAAGUAGUUUGUUACCCUACCUACCAAUGCUAAUGGAUCCUCUAGUAUCUGCGUUGAAUGGAUCACAUACUCUAAUAUCACAAGGCUUGAGAACAUUGGAGCUUUGUGUAGACAAUUUGCAGCCCGACUUUUUGUACGAACACAUCCAACCUGUCCGGGCCGAUCUUAUGCAAGCUCUCUGGAGAACAUUGCAGAACAAUGAAGUAGCAAGGAUCGCGUUCCGUGUCCUCGGUAAGUUCGGUGGAGGCAACCGUAAGAUGAUGAUAGAACCACAGAGGUUGGAAUAUAGAGAGACCGACGCGCCACCGCCUGCGAUACAGGCGUAUUUCCAAGACCAACCGAAACCUGUAGACUUCGAGGUAGAUAAGGUAAUAGAGACGGCCUUCUCUGCCCUUAAAUCAAGCAUGACUGAUCCAUUCUACAGACGACAAUGUUGGGAAGUGCUGAGAUGCUUUUUAGCUUCGUCCCUUCAUUUAGAUGAUGACAAACAAACAUUACAGAAGUUGUUUAACCACCCAAGUUUCGUAGAAGGCAAAAUUCAAAUUCAAAACGGGCCUUACUACAAGUGCUCUAACAGUAUCGUGAGAAACACGCAUCGUACCGCUCUUACUGGUAUGUUCGUAGCUGCAGCUAUAAAGGAGUUACGUCAUCACGUCCUGCCUACGAUGGUGUCCUUAGUGAGACACUAUACCAUGGUGGCGAUAGCUCAACAAGCGGGACCAUUUGUUGAUAACACCGCACCGAAAGAGGGUCUCGAUCCGUUGGUGCUUGUCGAUGCUAUAGCAGUGAUAAUGGGUCACGAGGAGAAGGAGCUAUGUAAGCCUGGUCACCUUGCGUUGGUACUAAUGAUAGAGACGGCGGCUACAGUGCUGGGUAGCAGGGAGCGGGCAUGUCGACUGCCUCUAAUGGAAUACCUUGCCGAACGUAUGUCAGCGCUGUGCUAUGAGCGAGCCUGGUAUGCCAAGUUGGGUGGUUGUAUUGCCGUCAAGUUUAUGGUGGAGAAGAUGGCACCAGAGUGGGUGUAUAAGCACGUGUUCACAUUUUUGAAGGCUGUUUUAUUCGUUAUGAUGGAUUUGACUGGAGAGGUUUCAUCGGGUGCGAUAGAUAUGGCUACCGUGAACUUGGAGCGAUUAGUUCGGAUUUGCGUCGUGGGUCCUUGCGGUCAGAUGGUGGAGGCUGAGGGAGACGUGGCUGUGGCGAAGGCAAGGGCUUUACACGAUGUCUUACAGGAACUUGUUCUUCAAGUUACUAGUCCACAUCUGCUUGUACGACAACAGGCAAUGAAAUCUCUAGAACUCAUAGCGGACCUUCAAAAGAAAACAGUGACAGAAGUAAUGGAUCCUCACAGAGAAGUACUAGCAGACAUUAUCCCGCCCAAGAAGCAUUUGUUACGUCACCAGCCUGCUAAUGCGCAGAUGGGUUUGAUGGACGGAACCACGUUCUGUACCACAUUGAAACCAAGGCUGUUUACAAUAGAUCUGAACAUAAACGAACAUAAAGUAUUUUUCCGGGAGCUACUAUCUCUUUGUGAGGCCGAAGAUAAUAUGUUGGGCAAGUUGCCUUGUUAUAAAGGCGUAAACUUGGUCCCAUUGAGAGCAUCCGCGCUAAAAGCCCUCGCUGCCUGCCAUUACAUACAAGAAAAACAUUGUCGAGAGAAAAUCUUCCAAGUUUUAUACAAAUCACUUGAGAAAAAUGAUCAGGAAUUACAACAAGUCGGAUUUGAAUGCAUGCAGAAAUUCUUAUCUGGUUUCCAAAUAGAUAUGGAAAUGGUCCAUCCAGUGAUGCGACCUCUUUUACUCACCCUCGGGGACCACAGACAUCUGAGCGUGAACGGUGCCAAGCGGUUAUCGUACUUAACUCAGCUGUUCCCUUCGACAUUCAGUGAAAAAUUGUGUGAACAGUUAUUGCAACUGCUCAAGAAGUUGUUGGAUUAUUCCAUACAAACCAACCGUGGUGGAAAUUUCCUCCAAAGCGUAUCAAAGAACAUGGAAAACGAGCAAAAGAUCAUAAUUCUGAUCGGUAUCUUCCACCAAAUACCGGCUGCGUCGCCUCGGUUCAUAGACGUGUUGUGUCGACUCAUAUUCCACACUGAAAAGUCACUGAUGAUCGAAGCCGGAUCGCCGUUCAGGGAGCCACUCGUCAAGUUCUUAAUGAGAUAUCCAAAAGAGACAUUAGACCUGAUAUUAAGCGACAACAACAUAAAGGACCAACAAUGGAGUCGAUUUUUGGUGUUCCUCAUCAAACAUCCGAAGGCCGGUCCUGCAUAUAGAGAGGCUUUACAAACGGCCAAGAAGCCACGCCUUAUGCAAUUGUUGGCGGCCAGCAUUGGCGGUAAUUUGCCCAACGUUUCAACUGCAGACAGAGCGGAGAUGCAGUUCCAAGCUAUUAGAGUUGUAUCUCUAUUGAUCAAGUUUGAUGAGAAGUGGUUGAGUGGUCAGCAAGACUUGAUCGAACUAAUCAAACGUAUUUGGUGCAGUGACCAAUAUCACGAAAUACACAAGAAAGUUGAAAUAGUCGACUGUACGCACUGGAAGGAACCGAAGCUAAUAGUGAAAAUACUGUUACAUUACUUCGUACAGAAUAAAUCAAGCAUAGACCUGUUGUUCCAGUUGUUGCGAGCUUUGUGUGACCGGUUCAUUCCGGAUUUCCAGUUCCUACGAGAUUUCCUUGAGAACACAGUGGCGCAAACAUACGACAUAGAAUGGAAACGCGCAGCUUUCUUCCGAUUCGUAGAACAUUUCUCCAGUGAUGCCAUGUCGCAGGAACUCAAAGCCAAAGUCCUGCAAAUGAUCCUGAUACCGUGCUUCGCGUACAGUUUCGAGAAGGGACAGAAGAUUGUAGGCGGUACCCCUGCACCCUACCAGGACAGCCCUGACAACGUUGUCUCCGUGUUUAUUAAUAACUUGAUAUCACAGGUGAUUGACCCUGAGAAUCCGUUCGCGUGCUCGGACGCGGUUCGUAUCUCGCUCCUGCAGUUUGCCUGCCUACUGCUGGAGCAGGCGUCGCCCCAUAUACACGACGCUAACAACAAGAAACAGGGCAAUAAACUAAGGAGACUCAUGACCUUCGCCUGGCCUUGUCUGCUGGGCAAAAAUUAUGUGGAUCCCGCGACUAGGUAUCACGGACAUCUACUAUUGAGUCACAUCAUUGCAAAGUUCGCUAUUCACAAGCGUAUCGUACUACAAGUUUUCCACAGUCUGCUGAAAGCCCAUGCGGUAGAAGCGCGCUCCGUGGUCCGUCAGGCGCUGGAGAUCCUGACUCCUGCCAUGCCGCAACGCAUGGAAGACGGUAACACGAUGCUCACUCACUGGACCAAGAAAAUUAUCGUCGAAGAUGGACAUUCCGUGCAACAACUGUUCCAUAUUCUGCAGCUUGUUGUUAGACAUUAUAAGGUGUACUUCCCAGUCCGUCACGCACUAGUGGGUCACAUGGUGGCUGCGAUGCAGCGGCUCGGGUUCUCUGCCACGGCCUCGCUGGAACACCGCCGUCUCGCUGUGGACCUCGCUGAGGUCGCGCUCAAGUGGGAACUGCAGAGGAUACGAGACCACUCGCAGGAUGAUAACGUGGUGGCAACAUCACCAAGCGGAGCUAUGAAGCGCAUAUCAUCAGACGAGAACAGCUCGGACUCCCGCAAGGCCCUGAACACGGGCUGGGCCAGUCCACAGGCCAGCGCCGCGCGGAUGGAGCCCGACGCGGCCAAGCCACUCGACAGGCAACACGUCGAUGUCGUUGUCAAUCUACUGCUGAGGCUGGCUUGUCAAAAUGUGUCCCCACAUGUGCAGGUGAACGAGGGCUCGGUGGCGGGGGGCGGCGCGGCGGGCGCGUCCCCGGGCGAGCAACUGUCGCGGCGCUGCGUCAUACUGCUCAAGUCCGCGCUCAAACCAGACGUCUGGCCUCAUCUCUGCGAGCCUAAACUGGCGUGGUUGGAUAAAGUAUUUUCAACCGUAGACGCAAAUGCUGGUGGAUGCGCAAACGCAUGUACGGCGUUAGAACUGUUAGUAUUCUUAUUGGGAGUAUUGCGGCGGGAACAGAUAUUGGUGGCAUUGAAGCCGCUACAGCGCGGUCUAGGGGCGUGUGUCACGUCCAACAACCCUAAGAUAGUGCGACUCACACACAAUCUACUCGCCAAGCUGACUGCUAUAUUCCCUACUGAACCUACGGGCGCUGCGCAGGCGUCGAAGUACGAAGAACUAGAAGCGCUAUACGCGUGUGUGAGCAAGUACGCGUUCGAGGGUCUGGCGACGUACGAGAAGUCAGCGAGCGGGCAGUCGUCGGGCGGCGCGGGCGGCGCGGGCGGUAGCGGCGCGGGCGGCGCGGGCGGGCUGCUGGGCCCGCUGAUGAUGCUGAAGGCGUGCUGCGCGUCCAGCCCGGCCUACGUGGACCGCCUGCUGCAGCCGCUCAUGCGCGUGCUGCAGCGCAUGGCCAGGGACCACGUCGCGCCCAACCCCGACCACGCCUUGGCUGAUUUACUCAUCUUAGCAUUAGAUUUACUAAAAGCUCGGGUAUCUGUGAUGCCUGUGGAUACAAGAAAAACAUUCAUCGGCACAAUUUUAGUUGGACUUAUCGAGAAAACUACAGAUGCUAAGGUGAUGAAAGCCAUAAUCCGCAUGGUAGAAGAGUGGGUGAAGUGGCGAGGUCCGAUGACCAGCGCGGCCAGUGCCUCCGCCCCGGCGGGGGCUGCGCCCUCGCUGCGAGAGAAGUCGAUCCUGUUGGUCAAGCUCAUGCAGUAUGUCGAGAAACGGUUCCCUGACGAUCUGGAGCUCAAUGCCCUGUUCUUGGAGCUCAUUAAUUAUGUCUACAGAGAUGAUCAUCUGAAAAUGACGGAGCUAUCAAUGAAGCUGGAGCCAGCGUUCCUGGCGGGUCUCAGGUGCCCACAGCCCAGUAUCCGCUCUAAAUUCUUCGAGGUGUACGACCAGAGCGUGCGCCGGCGCAUCUUCGACCGGCUCCUGUACAUCAUCUGCUCACAGAACUGGGAACAUAUUGGACAACACUUCUGGAUCAAACAGUGUCUCGAGUUGUUGCUGGUUACUUGUGUGCCAAGCACACAAAUCCGUCUAUCCAACCCAAAAUAUCUGCUGCCAAGCAUUUCUUCAGUGAUAAACUCGGCUGACAGUGAAGAGAGGAAAUCCUUCGUAAUCUUCAGCACUGUGAAGGAGGAAUCCUCGGACGGAUUCAGUGACUCACUCGAGGCUGAUAAAGAAGAUGUACUGGAUAUGGACCUCGAUUCCAGUUCAAACCAGAAGGAGGAUUGUACUAAGAGUGUUACUAAUAGACUGCGCACCCUGAACCAGAUAGUGAGCAAGCAGUCGGAGUUCCUGGAGCUGGCGCGGCGCGUGCGCACGGAGCAGCUCGUGGUGGCGGCCGCGCAGCUCUGCCACAUGGACGACACUCUCGCGCACCACACAUGGCUCACUCUCUUCCCCCGGCUCUGGACCACGCUCGACGAGAGGCAGCUGGGGACGGUAAUCAACGAAAUAGUUCCGUUCAUAAUAUCUGGAGUGCACGUGGUACAACGCGACCAGCCACUGAGCGCGCUCAACACGUUCAUUGAAGCGCUCGCGCGGUGCAACCCGCCCGUCAGUAUUAAACCGCCUAUGAUGAAAUACUUGGGUAAAACGCACAACCUGUGGCAUCGAAUGACGCUGAACCUAGAACAGAUGGCAAUAGACCAGGCCAGUGGUAGGACGCAGAGGGAGGCGUUAGACAUAUACGAUUACGAUGUUGAAACUACUACGCCUACUGAGGUGCUAGACUCGUUAAGCGAUAUGUUCGAGCUGCUCCAAGAAGAGGACAUGUGGUCGGGACUGUGGCAGAAGCAUGCGAAAUACAGGGAGACUAACGUCGCUAUCGCUUAUGAACAACAAGGCUUCUUCGAACAGGCACAAGCUGCAUACGACGUCGCUAUGGCGAAACUAAAGCAAGAAUACACGGCUAAUCCUUCAUCGUACAAUAUGCACAAGGAGUGCACACUUUGGACCCAACAUUGGCUCAAAUGCGCCAAAGAACUGAACCAGUGGGAUUCUCUUCUGGAACUUGGCCUUACUAGGAGUGGGAGGGAUCCGUUCCUGAUUCUAGAGAGUUCCUGGAGGAACCCCAACUGGACUACGAUGAAGGAAGCUUUAGCUGAAGUUGAAUACAACUGUCCGAAGGAAUUAGCGUGGCUGGUGAACCUGUACCGCGGCUACCUGUGCAUCUGCGCGGGCGGCGAGGCGGGGCUGGCGGGCGUGGAGCGCCACGCGGAGGCCGCGGCCGCCAUGGCGCUGCGCGAGUGGCGCCGUCUGCCGCGCCUCGUCUCGCACGCGCAUCUACCGCUACUGCGGGCCGCGCAGCAGCUCAUGGAGCUCUCCGAGGCCGCGCAGAUACACACCGGUUUGCUGCACAGUCGUCCGACGUCGCUGCACGACAUGAAGGCCAUCGUGAAGACGUGGCGCAACCGCCUGCCCGUGGUGGCGGACCCGCUGUCCCACUGGGGCGCCAUCUUCACGUGGCGCCAGCACCACUACCAGUUCAUCGCGUCGCACUACGACUCGCAGACCGAGCACGGCUCCAACCACAGCAUGCUGGGCGUGCACGCCAGCGCACAGGUCUCUGCCACAAUCCAAAGUUCUGACGCUAUAAUUCACUUCGCAAAAAUUGCAAGGAAGCACAACUUGUCAGGCGUGUGCCUAGACUCGUUACACCGAAUAUACACAAUACCUAGUGUUCCGAUCGUGGACUGCUUCCAAAAGAUAAGGCAGCAAGUCAAGUGUCAUAUCCAGAUGUCCUGGACUGAAGGGAAGGAAGAGUUACAGGAUGGCAUAGAUAUGAUAGAAUCGACGAAUUUCAAGUAUUUCACGAAGGAGAUGACGGCCGAGUUUUAUGCGUUCAAGGGCUUGUUGUUAGCGCAGCUCGGUAGAUCUGAGGACGCGAACAAAGCCUUCGCGGCGGCCGUCCAGCUACACGAUACGCUUGUGAAGGCUUGGGCCCUAUGGGGAGACUAUUUAGAGCAGAUCUUCAUAAGGGACCCGAGACAGAUACAAGUGGGAGUGUCCGCCAUGACUUGCUUCUUGCACGCGUGCCGUCACCAGAACGAAUCCAAGUCAAGGAAAUACUGUGCCAAGGUUCUUUGGAUGCUAAGUUUCGACGACGAGAAGAACAGUCUAGCCGAAGCUCUAGACAAGUACUCAGUGGGGGUACCACCGGUCCAGUGGUUACCAUGGAUACCACAACUACUCUCCUGCCUCGUUCAGUACGAUGGUACUGUUAUACUCAAUCUUCUGAGCCAUGUCGGUCGUUUGUACCCGCAAGCGGUUUACUUCCCAAUCCGCACGUUGUACUUGACUCUGAAGAUUGAACAACGCGAACGACACAAGACAGCGGAGAACAUCGCCGCGGCACACUUACCACACCAACCCACUACCUCUGCAGCUGGCAGUAAGGCGAGUGAGAGUGCAUCGUCAUCGAGCAGUGGCUCCACGGCGGAGGCCGGCCCCAUCAAGGCCACUCUACCCAUGUGGCGCUGCUCGAAGAUCAUGCAGAUGCAACGGGAGAUACAUCCCACAGUACUGUCCUCUUUAGAGGGCAUCGUCGAUCAGAUGGUAUGGUUCCGCGAGAAUUGGUACGAGGAGGUACUACGGCAGCUGCGCGCGGGGCUGGCCAAGUGCCACGUGGUGGCCUUCCACCACCGCGCCGCCGUGGCCGACGCCACCGUCACGCCCCACACACUCAACUUCAUCAAGAAAGUCGUCUCCACCUUCGGCAUCGGCAUUGGUAUAAAAAGUAUUUCUACAAGUUCUGUAAGUGCUGCAUUCUCUUCAGCUGCAUCAGAGAGCCUCGCCCGCCGCGCGCAGGCCACCGUGCAAGACCCAGUCUUCCAGAAGAUGAAAACACAGUUCACCGCAGACUUCGACUUUUCGCAGCCUAACGCUAUGAAAUUACAAAACCUUAUUCAAAAACUGAGGAAAUGGGUCAAGAUACUCGAGGCUAAAACUAAGGUUCUGCCCAAAUCAUUCCUCAUCGAAGAGAAAUGUAGGUUCUUGUCCAACUUCAGUUUGAAGACUGCGGAAGUGGAGUUACCCGGGGAGUUCUUGCUCCCCAAACACACGCAUUAUCACGUACGAAUCGCACGGUUUAUGCCACGCGUGGAGAUUGUGCAGAAGCACAAUACUUCGGCUCGUAGACUGUACAUUCGUGGACAUAAUGGCAAGAUAUACCCGUACCUAGUUGUCAACGACUCGGGGCUGGGUGAUGCGAGGAGGGAAGAAAGAGUUCUACAACUACUAAGAAUGUUGAACCAUUAUUUAGGAAAACAAAAGGAGACGUCGAGGAGAUUUUUACAUUUCACUGUACCAAGAGUCGUUUCGGUAUCGCCACAAAUGCGUCUCGUGGAAGAUAAUCCCAGUUCGAUAUCGCUAUUGGACAUUUACCGUACUGAGUGUGCGAACAGGGGUGUGGAAUACGAUGCUCCUGUCGCGCGAUACUAUGAGCGACUCGCAGCAGUACAAGCCCGAGGUUCACAAGCGUCGCACCAAGUCCUACGAGACAUUCUCCGCGAAGUGCAAGCCACGAUGGUGCCCAAGGGUAUGUUGAGAGAGUGGGCUGCGGCGACAUUCUCGGCGCCGACGGACUACUGGACAUUCAGGAAGAUGCUGACGCUGCAGCUGUCGCUGGCGAGCUUCGCGGAGUACGUGCUGCACCUCACCAGGCUGAACCCUGACAUGAUGUAUGUGCAUCAGGACUCGGGGCUCCUCAACGUCUCCUACUACAAGUUCGACGUAGACGACAUCACAGGUGAAUUGGAUUGCAACCGCCCGGUUCCUUUCCGACUGACACCGAACAUCUCCGAGCUGCUGACAUCUAUAGGUAUCACGGGGCCACUCACGGCCUCCGCUAUCGCAGUCGCUAGGUGUCUUGUCACACCUAAUUUCAAGAUCCAGUCAAUUCUACGCACAAUACUCCGGGAUGAAAUGAUCACCGGCUGCAGAAAGCGCUUAGAAGAUAAGUCAGGGCUGCCAACACCUGGUACUACAACAGAGAACAAGUUAAUGGAGAUGGACGAAGAAACAGUAAUUAACAUGGUCAACAAAGCCGUCACCGUGAUCAUGAACCGACUGAACUCCAUGGCCAGUUUCGACGGGCCUGACAGCAAGGUGGCCACCUUAGUGACGGCGGCAAACAGCCACGACAACCUGUGUCGCAUGGACCCCGCUUGGCACCCCUGGCUAUAGACUGCUCAAUAAUAAUCAUAUAAUAAUAUAUGUCGUUAUUUUAAGUUAGAUUCUUGUCAUGUCUUGAUAAACGUGGUGAGUUCUUUAAAUACAAGAUUUUUUAUGUAGAUAUUUGUAAGUUCAGUACUAAAGUUGAUAAUAAAGUACAGAGGAAUUUAAAUCAUUCUAAACCCACAGCUAAUAUAAUUAUAUAUAGCACUAUUACAUUGAGUCAUUGAAAAUGUAUUACUUUUUGUGGGCAUAUGAUUGAAGCUGCUAUAUUAUUUGUUAAUUUCUUUUAAGUUUAGUCUUAAACAUCUUCGUGGAAGAUUAAUUAUGUAAUUUUUUGUAUAAGUUAUCCUGUUUACAGGAUGUCUCUCUCACUAGUUUACGUUGUAUUCUACGUAGCGCUCAGUAGAAACAGUAAUGUUUGUCUUACUGAUAAGCUCUACUGACUUAUACGUAUGUGUUCAUUCGCAAUUAUUUGUGUUACAUCCGCAUCCGUUAAACAACUGCGAUUACUUACAAUCAUGAGUCGUACACACCUUUGCGAGUGAAAUAAUAAUAAAAAAAUAGGCAUAAGUAACAUUUUGUUGAUAUAAACAUAAGUCGUACGUUCUGUGAUCUCUAAACACGAGAAGUAUUAAAAAUGAACGAGAAUUGAA
Molecule: messenger RNA, 12593 nt
Organism: Spodoptera frugiperda (fall armyworm)
Lineage: Eukaryota; Metazoa; Arthropoda; Insecta; Lepidoptera; Noctuidae
Gene: Nipped-A
Product: transcription-associated protein 1
Exons: 48
Coding region: 262-11949 (3895 amino acids)
Biological process (GO): DNA repair; regulation of DNA-templated transcription
Cellular component (GO): NuA4 histone acetyltransferase complex; nucleus; SAGA complex
Molecular function (GO): protein binding; transcription coregulator activity
Source: RefSeq, a predicted model, not a curated record